AUGCGGAAUAUCCAGCUCAUAAAUCAGGGAAAUCAUGGGGGAACUGUCUACCAAACAGUUAACAUCAAUCAUGAUGUGAAUGUUGCUAUAUUCAACAUUUAUUCCGGAGCACACUCCUCCAAUGCAAUCUUCAACUACAACCAUGGUAUAAUUGCUUACCACAUGCUAUACAAGAAGAUAUGUGUUGUUUCCAGGAUGAACAGGGCAACCUUUCCAACUUUAAACCAACUUGAGGCCAUGGUCAAUAAUCAAAGGGACCUGAAUUCCCUCUGCAGAAGCUAUGGGAUAUCCCGCAACUAUGUCACAAAUGUAGCUGGACUUGGGGCACCCAUCCAGGCAGCAUGCAGAGGACUUUCCACCUACUGGGCUACUGAGUAUGACAGACCACAAAAAGUACUUAGUGGUACUGGCUGCAUCGGUGUUAAACUCCUCAUUCUGGAUGUGAACCUGUGUGGCAGCCUUAAGCUCUUCUAA
This is a messenger RNA of Chelonia mydas (Green sea turtle), 474 nucleotides long. Its product is annotated as gastrokine-2-like. The coding region runs from base 1 to 474 and encodes 157 amino acids. The record is from RefSeq and is a predicted model, not a curated record. NCBI's taxonomy places the organism in Eukaryota, Metazoa, Chordata, Testudines, Cheloniidae. Gene Ontology annotation, biological process: regulation of cell population proliferation. The transcript has 5 exons.